Messenger RNA from Lacerta agilis (Sand lizard), 3239 nucleotides. RefSeq names its product nuclear receptor subfamily 2 group F member 2 (gene NR2F2). NCBI's taxonomy places the organism in Eukaryota, Metazoa, Chordata, Lepidosauria, Squamata, Lacertidae. Gene Ontology annotation, molecular function: RNA polymerase II cis-regulatory region sequence-specific DNA binding; zinc ion binding; nuclear receptor activity. Gene Ontology annotation, biological process: cell differentiation; anatomical structure development; negative regulation of transcription by RNA polymerase II. Bases 515 to 1768 code for a protein of 417 amino acids. The record is from RefSeq and is a predicted model, not a curated record. The transcript is spliced from 3 exons.
CUUUCUUCCUCUCUCUCUCUCUUUCCUCGUUCGUGCUCUACUUUUUUCCCCCUCCCCAACCCACUUCGGUGACCCGCAUUGCUGACUUUAUUUUGGGGGACUGCCCAGCAAGGAAAAAGUGGGGCGCAAGCAAGCAAAGAAACAAAAAGGACAUUAAAUUAAUUUAAAAAGAAAGGACCAGAGGAGGGUAGAAGAGAAGAAGAAAAAAGAAGGGAAACAGCACACAAGCCGAACAACUUCCACAAAAAGGGGAAAAAAAGAAAGAAGGAAGGGGGGAAAAACUCGCCAACGCGAACUGGGGAGGACAGCAAAAGAAAGAGAAAACAAAUAAAAACAAAGGUGGACUAAAUUAUAUAUUUAUAUCUAUCUAUAUCUAGACAGAGAGAUAAAUAGGUCUCUCUCGCAAGGACGCUUCCUAGCUGAAGAGCUGCGGGCUCAGCCCUCGGAAGAAGCGGAUCCGCUGGCAACCGAAAGCUACGGGGGGCGAGCAAUUUGGCCAAGGUGUCCCAUAGAUAUGGCAAUGGUAGUUGGCACGUGGCGAGACCCGCAGGACGAUGUGGCCGGCCCGCAAGGAACGCAGCCUUCGCAAGCGCCCCCUGUGCCGGGACCCCCGACGGGCGCCCCGCACACCCCGCAGACGCCGGGCCAAGGGGGCCCUCCCAGCACGCCCGCGCAGACCAACCAAGGCAGCCAGCAGAGCCAAGGCGAGAAGCAGCAGCAGCAGCAGCACAUUGAGUGCGUGGUGUGUGGGGACAAGUCCAGCGGCAAGCACUAUGGGCAAUUCACGUGUGAAGGCUGCAAGAGUUUCUUCAAGCGCAGCGUCCGCAGGAACCUCAGCUACACGUGCCGCGCCAACCGGAACUGUCCCAUUGACCAACAUCACCGCAACCAGUGCCAAUAUUGUCGCCUCAAAAAAUGCCUCAAGGUUGGCAUGAGACGGGAAGUUUCUUCCUUAUUUACUGCAGCCGUCCAGAGGGGCAGAAUGCCACCUACUCAGCCGACCCACGGCCAGUUCGCCUUAACCAACGGAGACCCCCUGAACUGCCACUCGUACCUCUCCGGAUAUAUCUCCCUGUUGCUGAGGGCAGAGCCUUACCCGACCUCCCGCUUCGGCAGCCAGUGCAUGCAACCCAACAACAUUAUGGGCAUCGAGAACAUUUGCGAGCUGGCGGCUCGGAUGCUUUUCAGCGCCGUCGAGUGGGCCCGGAAUAUCCCCUUUUUCCCCGACCUCCAGAUCACCGACCAGGUGGCCUUGCUGAGGUUAACCUGGAGUGAGUUGUUUGUCCUCAACGCGGCCCAGUGCUCCAUGCCCCUCCACGUCGCCCCGCUCCUGGCUGCCGCCGGCCUGCACGCCUCGCCCAUGUCCGCCGACCGAGUUGUAGCCUUUAUGGACCACAUACGAAUCUUCCAAGAACAGGUCGAGAAACUUAAGGCCUUACACGUGGAUUCGGCGGAAUACAGCUGCUUGAAGGCCAUCGUCCUUUUCACCUCAGAUGCGUGUGGUCUCUCCGACGUAGCCCACGUUGAAAGUUUACAAGAGAAGUCCCAGUGUGCGUUGGAAGAGUACGUAAGGAGUCAAUAUCCGAACCAGCCUACGCGAUUUGGGAAACUGUUGUUACGCCUCCCAUCUCUCCGCACCGUCUCUUCCUCAGUCAUAGAGCAAUUGUUUUUCGUCCGUUUGGUAGGUAAAACCCCCAUAGAAACCCUUAUCAGGGAUAUGUUACUGUCUGGAAGCAGUUUUAACUGGCCUUAUAUGGCCAUUCAAUAAGGGGAAAAAAUGUUGGAGAGAGGAAAAAACAAACCCACAGAUGAGAGAAUUUGAAAAAAAAAAUAUGAAAAUUUUGGAACGAAGGAUUUUUGCGAGUGACAUUGGGGUCUGGCGGUUGUUUAAACGUCCUUCAGCUAAGCAAGGAUGUUGCAUCUUGGCUAAAAAUGAAGAGAGAAUAAUUGGAAUGGACUGAAUACUAAUUAAAAAAAAAGACUUGUGAUAUGAACUUUUUACAGACUGAAUUAAGAAUUCCCCUGUUGUCCAGAAGUUGCUACUUCUCUCUCUCUCUCUCUCUCUCUCUCUCUCUCUCUCUCUCUCUCUCGUUGUUUUUUAAAAGAAAAGGGGAAAGGAAUUUUUUCUUUUUUUCUUUUUUCUGGGGUGUUUAACUUGAAACACAAUCUCUUGCUAAAAGUGCAUUUAAAAGAAAUCUGGAGAAAAUUAAUGGAAUGGAAACAAGUCUCUCUCUCUCUCUCUCUCUCUCUCUCUCUCUCUCUCUCUCUCUCUAUCUCUCUCUUUUCCAAAUUAUUAAUUUGUCCUAUGUUGUCUGUGUACCUAUAGGGUUUUGUUUGGGUUUUUUUGUAUUUUUUCUGGUUCCAAACCAGUUUAUUCUGUGGUUCUAUAAUAAUUUUGAUAUAAUCUUGCCUUCAUUUAAAAAAACAACAACUGUGUAUCCUUUUUUUAAAAAAGUUCUGAAAGAAUUAAAACUGUCUCAGAAAGGUUUAUGAGAAGAACAUAAAGAGGAAAAAAAAUCCCCACAAUAGUAGGAAAGAUGGAAGCGCACUUACAACUAGUCAGCCAAAAUUUAGCUCCAAGCUACAACAGCUAUAAUUAUUGAGACCGAAUAAAAGAGAACCACAACUAUCCCCCCACCCGCAAGCCCACCUUCCCUUGACUAGGUUUUUUUAUAUAUAUAUCUAUUUUAAAGACAAAACAUGAAUUUUGGAAGGGAAUGCGUAUUUCUUGGAGGGAGAAGGAAUUGUGUCUAAGACACAACACGGUUUUGAUGAAAACACACAUACACACACGCACGCACACAAAACCACACAUAGGGUUUCAUCACAAAGUGAACUUUUUUGUAAUUUGAAUGAAAAUUGGGUUCCGCCUAGUUGUCCUAAAUUGUUACCAAGUUCCUCUAUCUGUUUGUAUAUUUGCAAGCUCUUUGUAUUAUAAUACUUGUUGAUAUUUUCCCUUUUUUUAAAGAAAAAAGAAAAAAAACCCAUUGAAUUCAGCAUGACAAAAAAAUAACACUACUGUUGGCACUUAUAGAUAAUGUGGUUGAUUCAGUAUCUUAGAGUUUACAGUUUUUGUGUUUUAAAGAAAAAAAAGCUGAAGGGUUUUUUUUUUUAAGUGCAACAUUUCUGUAUACUGUAAAAGUUAUAAUAACUGAAAACUGUUUGGUCCAGUCUUUGUGUGUUAUAUUCCAAGGAAAAAUUGAAAGUAUUCAGAAAUUAAAAUAUUAUUUGAUAUCUGA